Molecule: messenger RNA, 1485 nt
Organism: Sporothrix brasiliensis 5110
Lineage: Eukaryota; Fungi; Ascomycota; Sordariomycetes; Ophiostomatales; Ophiostomataceae
Exons: 3
Coding region: 1-1485 (494 amino acids)
Molecular function (GO): protein dimerization activity
Source: RefSeq, a predicted model, not a curated record
AUGUGGGAUGAGCAAAAUCUGGCCGCUGUCGGCUUUACUCAUGCGAAAGACACAUCAUCCGGGACACCGGAUCUGACUCUCGAGUCCAUAGCACCAUCUACGGGCGCAUCCAGCCUGGAUCCCUACAGCACAAUCAUGUCCUCCUCACCUAUGUUUGGUCAAAACCCUCGCUCCAUCAUCUCCCCAAAAACUCGACGGUCAAGAGAGGGACAUGACAAAAAACGGUCGCGUUUAAAUACAGACUCCACUUCCUUUGACUCGGUGGACUAUUGGAUGCAGUUUGAUCAGGAUCAGCAGCAGCAGCAAAUGCAAAAACAACAGCAGCAGCAGCAGCAGCAGCAACAGAUAUUGCUGCAGCAACAACAACUCCAGCAACUACAACAACAACAGCUACAACAGCUAAAAUUGCAACAUGUACAGCAGCUACGUCGGCAGCAGCAAAAGGCGAAGGAGGAACAAGAGCAGAAAACGAAAGAGAAUCAGGGCCAAGAGACGUCCGUAACAGCAGACCCCAAGACAGUCUCUGGCUCUCAAGAAAGUGCCCCAACACCUCAGCUAUCAGCAGAGAUGACAACUCAAACGCUCUCACCUGGACAACAGAAGCCUGAUGGGGUGACACUUGACGACACGGCGUUGGAAAAGACUCUUUCAGAAGAGGGCGAUGAAGCUUUCUCGUACGCAUCCAUCAAUCUCACCGACCAGCUCUCGAAAAUCGACACGAUGCCACCAGCCGAGGUUCCGCAACGAGAAGGGCUGUACUCGACACCCCUAAGCUGGGAGCGGCCGCAGAUGGGUUUGCGGCUCGAUCCGAUGUUGGGCCUCCAGACUCCGACACUAAGCGAGACGGAACAACGCCGCCUGAUUGCAAUUGCGAUGAACACGGCGGCUCCAAUGGGUGGCGGGCUAGGCAACAAUACCAUGGGAGACAAUUACAACACAUUCUCCAUGUUUGGGCCAGGGCUGGGCACGGCACCAUUGGGCCAAAUGGCAAACAACGAUAUGAUGAGCGCCAUGAUGGCGCCUUCCUCGAGUUCCCCAGCAACAAAACCACAAGCGUCCUCUACCCCCCAGCCGUCAAAACAAACCAAGACCGACAAGGGCAAAGAGAAGCCCAAAUCUGCUGAUAGGGCCGCCCACAAUGAUAUCGAGCGCAAAUACCGUACAAAUAUAAAAGAUCGCAUCGCAGAACUCCGCGAUUCCGUUCCCACACUGCGCGCGAUCCCAGAGAAUAGCGUUGAUGAUGGCGAGGGCGAGAGCUCCAACCAGCAGGGACGUGCUCCCAAGGUAUCAAAAGGCACGGUCUUGACAAAGGCUACCGACUACAUCCACUAUCUAGAAAAACAGAACAAGGCCAUCAUGCAGCAGCACCAAGAGCUAUCCCGACGACUGCGAGCAUUCGAGCAACUCCUCAACGCCACCGCCCGUCCCACAUUUCCAAUGCCCAACUACAGCAGGACACUCUUCGACCCCAGAGCUUUCUGUUGA